AUAGGGUUUGUGUCACCUACUGUGACGCCUACGUGAUGUUUAAUUCCACGUCACAAUGUGCCGGGGAGCCUCCACCUAGGACACCGCUUUCUGCCAGAAACGCCCUCGGAGGCUGCGGUGGUCUGGAUGGCUCACCUUUGCGCGUGUCCUCUGCGGCGAGAGAAGGGCUUCAUUCUGGAUGGGGUGGCCGUGAGCACCGUGGCCCGCUCCUACGAGCACCUGAGGCCCAAGCUCUGGUCCGCGAUUCCGCCCUACAACGCGCAGCAGGACCAACACUCCCGACGGUACUUCCGGAGCCCCGUGGUUCCGCCCGUCCUGCAGAAGACUGAGCAGGAUCACGGAGGCACAGGAAGGGAUGGCUGGAUAGUGGAUUAUUUCCACAUCUUUGGGCAAGGACAGAGAUACCUCAACAGGAGAAACUGGGCAGGGGCAGGGCAUUCUCUCCAGCAAGUGACCGGGCAUGACCACUAUAAUACCAAUCUGAAAGCAACCCAGGGGUUCAAUGGUCGGUUUGGCUAUCGCCGGAACACCCCAGCCCUUCGCUACUGCCCCUCUGUCUUUGGAGAGAUCACCCGGUUCCCUCUCUUUUAACAGCAGCGCUUCUCUUCGUGCUCCUCCACCUGAAUUUCUAAGAUGUGUAUAUGAACUCCCAGUGUUAUUUUAUAUUAAAACUUUUAUGUAAGUGCCUCA
Messenger RNA from Odocoileus virginianus texanus, 690 nucleotides. It is a transcript of the gene SPMAP1, whose product is annotated as sperm microtubule associated protein 1. The record is from RefSeq and is a predicted model, not a curated record. Lineage: Eukaryota; Metazoa; Chordata; Mammalia; Artiodactyla; Cervidae.